Molecule: messenger RNA, 1899 nt
Organism: Athalia rosae (coleseed sawfly)
Lineage: Eukaryota; Metazoa; Arthropoda; Insecta; Hymenoptera; Athaliidae
Exons: 4
Coding region: 447-1028 (193 amino acids)
Source: RefSeq, a predicted model, not a curated record
CGAGACGCCGUUCGUAGCGACGCACUCCGACGCUAGUCACCCUACUGGCAGUAAACGAAAACCGAGGUGUACUUUUGCACUACUGCAAAUAGUCACUAAUCUAUCCGUACAUCUAUUCACACUUAUACAUACGUGCAUAAAUACACACAUAAACGAACGCUGCAAAUCUGCAGCUCGACCGUUUGCCGAUUUAUACAAAAAGUGAAGAACAGUGAGAAUUUUCAUUUUGUUUCCAUUUUUUUUCUUUCUAUUUGCAAAAAUACAACCGAAAAAUUAACCAGCGCCAUUAGAAAAGAGAACAGAAAAAAAGACGAGAUAAAGACGAAAUAGAAAAAAGACCAAAAGACAUCCGCGGUAACGAAACGAAAGAAAUUCCGACUGCGAAUGCAACAGGAACACAACGGCAACCACUUAGGUGAAAAGCUACAAAAAUCGAUAAAGGAAAAAUGUUCCCAUCCGCAGAAUCUGGACUAGUUGUCGUUUAUCAGUUAGCUAUAGUUCUGAGUUUGAAUACGUUUGUGGUCCAAUGCGCGCCUCUUUUACCAAGGACGAACGACGGGUUCUGGGAUGAAAAUAUGGUAGAUUGUUCUCCAGGGGGACGUUGCUGGGAAUGGUCACGUAAACAGCAAUCACUUGCGAAACCGGACUACUAUGAAGAUCCCUUGAGAGUACAAAGCCCCCACAGCCAGGAUUCAAAUCGCGCGCGAACGGCGGCAGUUGGUUUGCCAUCGACAACUCGAAUUUCGAAAAAAGAUGUAUUCAUGUCUCGCGGAUGGGGAGCUGGCGGAAUGCCUUUUUCUGUAUUAUACAUGCAUCCUCACAGUCAGCGGUCCAACAGUAAUACAGGGGCUAACGAAAUCGAGCCGGCAAGAGCACUUCCGUUGGAGAGUCCUGCCCUGCCAUCGCUACCAAGAAACUCCAACAAUCGCGUGGCUCUGCGGAAUGGUGCUUCUGGACAACCGAGAAGACAAUACUCAAUAAUACCUCAACUCUUUGUAUCUUAUGGUUGGGGACCUCAUGGAAAAUAGAUACCUGAACUUCAGCAAGACGUAAUAUAAUAAAAAGACGGCGGUAUUAAGAAAAAAAAAGUUAAUGUAAUUCAAUAUUAAGUUUACCAAAUGAAGGUAUCUUUUGAUAAUAAGCACAUCAAAUCGUAAAGACUUUAGAAUAAUUAAUCAUUGUAAAGCAUAACUAUAUUCACUGACAUUAUUUUUGCAAAAUCAAGAUUUUUGUUUUAAAUUCUAUCAACAUCUAUUCAACCAAAGCGGCAUUUACUUAUCAUUAUAAGUACAACUCUGAUAACUGUAUUGUAGAGUAAUAUGAAACUUGCAAUUAAUGCUCGUACUAGUAAUUAUGUAAGAACUUUCAAUUAUCCUCAUUUUUGUUACUGAACAUGAUGAUGAGAUGCUUAGUUUUCAUGUGAAACAAAAUAUCGUCACCAUUAUUUAUAUAAUAUAUAUAUAUAUCGUUAUUAUUUAUGUAACGAUACUUAAUCACAGAUAUUAUUUAUUCAUUAUGGUAUAUUAUUUAAAAGAAAAUGCAGCGAUCGCAUGAUGCCGUUGUUAUCAUCGAGUAACUAGUAAAUUUGCAAAUGACUUACCGUUCAUUUCCUUCAUAGCUCUAAUAAAAUCUUGCGGAUCUUUGAACGAAACGAAACCAAAUCCUUUGGUUUUAUUCGUCCGCUUAUCUCUCACAACUUUUGCUUUCUGAAAGCUUGGGUAUUUACUGAAGACCCUCACGAGCAUUUCAUCGGUGACGUCGUUACCCAGAUCACCGCAAAAUAUUCUGAAGUCAUCUGGAAUAAAUGUAUAAUCUCAAUUAAAUAAUCUGGUUAACAAUGCUCAAUAUAUUGUAUUAUAGAAAUAUGUGAGUAAAGUUUGUCAGCCAACAGAAAUUCGA